CUAUCUUCUGACCGGGCGGCGCAUGCGCUAGGCGGAUUAGCGGUCUAAUACAAGCGUUGUGGGGGCGUCGCUUACGCAGCUUCGUUUGUGGAGGGUCUUUUUUAUUUUUCGAAGGAGGGGGGUCCCUUUCCUUACAUUACGUUCGUGGUGAGGACCGCAAAUGCGUGAGAGGUUCGCCUUAUUUCUCAGGUUAACAUCGCUUUCAUAAUAAGCCUGAGCAGUCGCUCCUUGUGUGGAAACCAGGCUGUGCAGUGAAACCACCUGCUGUCCAGCCCAACUCUGUCAGGAGGUACUCUUCAGAUGCUCCUGGGUCUGAUACUGUCCAAAACCUUCAGCAGCUAACUCAAACCAGAGGUGUAGAGUUCUGAAUUUUGUAAGGAACAUAACCAGCCUUGCAAAUAAGUCUGCCCAUUUAUAUGUGGACUUGAAAAUACUUCUCAGAAUCCGUAUAAUGUUCUUAUUUUAGGCCUUUAAGGAGCUGUUCUGGGGUUGCAAAAGUACAAAUCAAAGAAAAACACAAUUGGCCGUGUUUCUACCUUGAAGUAAUUUCAGAGAGGUAGUCAUCCACACCGCAGAAAGAGGAACACAUAGAAAAGCCAGCCUGCUGAAACACCUGAAAAAGUGCUUAUUGGCUCAGACUUACACUGUUUUAAAACAAGUUUGUUUAUUUCAUGGCUUUGUAUCUAAAGGUUGACAUCCCUUUCCUUUAUGACUGAACUUGAAUAUCAGGCUUCUAUGAUUACUCUCCCCUUUCUUCCAAACAAGAGCCUGUUUACAUUUUAUCAAAAAGAGCUUUUGGUAGUAGGGCUUUGCACGUCCACUGCACCCUCCAGGGCUUAAUGCAAGUCAGGCCUUCUUGUGCAUUGUCCCAGCAUCUGUUUCUAAUUCAAGGGUCUUUCUGAAUAAGUCUUGUAGUAGCAGGGCACCUAUGUAUCUGCAGAGCCUUCCUACGUAGAUAUAACUGUAGAUGACCUACCGGUAUGCACAUCUACAAAGAUGAAAUGUGUGGAUUUUUUUUAAAUUAAAAAAUCAUUAGGCCCCUUUCUUUGAUUCUAGCCAGUUUGUUAACUACAAACAGCUCUAUACAUUAAAUUAAUAGGGUUGUAGUCAACUAAUAUUUACUCAGAGUAGACCCAAUGAGAUUAAUGGCCAUAACUAACUUGGGUUCAUAAAUUUCACUAGUUCUACUCUGAGUAGAGGUUAGUUGACUACAACCCAUAGUUAUUUACUAACCUUUGCUGAUGACUUAAGUCUCAGUUCAAGCAGGAUUCUGGGAAGUUAGGUGGUGAGCUAUUAAAUUACAAAUAUUCCAAUUGACCUCUGUCAUUGCAGGUAAUGGAAUCCGAAAGACAAGCAGUUGCUUUGCUUCUGCAAGGGAAGGUGCUGGCUAUAUAAUCCACAUGUGUACAGAACACAAACUGGGCUUGGUAGUGAUCUUUAUAAUUCAUCUACUGUGGCUGGCACCUACUAGUCUGGGAGUGAGUCACUUGCUCAAUAGACUAGUGGUUAUUUAGAAGCCUGAAAAACUUUUUCUUCUGAUCGACGAAAGUUCUUGUUCAAACUGUGUGUAAUGGUGUUGCUGAGCAUGUGGUUGCCAGCACCUCAAGCACACUUGUUAGAAUACCAUUUUGCUCAGAAAUUCUUUCUGUUUUGCCACUGGUAUGGAUGGUAUUCUUUUCACUUGACAUUUGCUCUCUCUUCUACUUCUGUUGACAUCUGCUCUGCACUUGCAAUAUCUGGACCAUCCUUCUAGUUCUACACUUGCAUCAAUGCUUUUCAAUUGUUCCCCACCCCCUUGCUACUCGAUUUGACAAAAUGUAACUGGACGUUACAGUGAAAAUUCACGUUACUAUGAUAGUGACACAACUGGUAAUCAGUUAAUGAUAAGUAACCAUUUACAUCACAGUGUUUGAGAGCUGUGUGUUAAAAUAGCCCCUGUCCUAUCUCUUCGCAGGUGAUAAAAGUGUGCAUGUAAUACAGGUUUUCAGGCAAUAUAAAUAUCCAUCUAUAUGGUUUAGCAUCUUAACACUAUCAAAGUUAAUCAGAUCUUUAGUAAAACAUUUUCACUUAUAACUGAAACAUAAUAGGUAAUUCUAAGAAAAUGACCAUUUCAUUAAAACCUGCCUGAAGGUUUUGUCAUCUUUUCCUGCUAAUUGGAGAACUGACCAUGGAAAACAUUCACUAGUCUUCUGCCCAUCCCUAAACUAUUGCUCUGUAGGUAGAAUACUGAGUAUUAUAAGACUGCAGUUAGUGGGAUUUUUGGAAGUGCCUGAGUAACUUGAAGCACCAAUUUUCUGUGGAAGUUUAUAAAACUUUCACUCUUGGGUACUUUAGAGAAAUCUCAUGAGCUCUUCUCUUCUUGUAAGAUGACUUUGUAGAGGGACAAGUGGGCUUCUUAAUGUUCACUGUUGGCAUAGGAAGACCUAGAUAAGCACUGCAAGAAUAAAAAAGGGCUUGUUAAAAGAAGAGUCAUGUCAUAGGAAACUUACUACCACCUGUGGCUAUAGCUUACAGUCAAGUCUCAUCUGAAAGAUAACAGUUGAACAACUUGCUUGAUUGGAAUAGUGCCAUAGAAUUUCUCUUCUUUAAACAAAAUUGUAGUUUCCCAAUUCGAGUAUUAACGAGGUCUGGUCUUGGUUGGCUUGAAAUCUUAGUGCAGACUAAUGUGCCAUGUUCACAAUGUAAUGUUAAAAAUAUGCAGGUACAGUUCAUAUGUGGUACUAACAACAUAUAAACUAUUACUUGAAUGAGAGGUCUUGUGUGCUUCUACCAAACUUUAAACCUGUUUUCCUUCACAAAUCUUACAGUACUAAUUCAGUUCUACUGAGUGUAAAUUAUUUGGUCUCACUUAGUAACUCUUUCAUUAGACACAUGUCCAGAUAUCAGCCACUCCUAAGUUCCUGCUAUCACUUCCUCUAUAGGCUUAAUUUUCAACAAUUUGAGUUACAUUUCUUGGUUCCAUGACUGGUGUAUUGUCUUUUUCCUGGAAUCCAGAGCAGUAACAUAAGAUGUAUGCACCCUGCUAUUCAAUAGGGGGCUUGAAAACAGACGGUUCUGUACUACCAGUGCUUCAAAACAAUUUCUCAUCAAAACAAAAGUGCACAUUGAUUGGCAACAAUUGGUGCUUAUCUGAGGGGAAAGCUAGAUUUUCACCUGAGGGCUAUGUAUAAUAGGGUUCUGGGUUGCAUCUUCAAUCUGUUGACAUUACAUAAUAAAAGCCAUGUAAGAUCUUAAAUUGGUUUUAGAUCAACAUGAUGCAUACAUUUUAAAACUGCAUCUUCAUAAAGGGAUUUAUGACUAAAACUGCUUGUUUUUCUACAGACUUGUCUGGUGUUCUCAGCUUGAAGAAGAUCUACAGUCAUUAUUGAUCCCUUUUCUUGGCGUUACCUUUUUGAAGUGAAGUUUACCUAGCUUUCUAGUGUGAGCUUUCUUUUCAGACAUCUCUAACGUUUGAUCCAUAAUAGACAAUCUAUAGUUCAGCAAUGUCCAAGUCGUUCCACCAGUCAUCUCUAAGUAGGGAUUCCCAAGGUCAUGGACGUGACCUAUCUGCAGGAAUAGGCCUUCUUGCUGCUGCUACUCAGUCUUUAAGUGUGCCAGCAUCUCUUGGAAGGAUGAACCAGGGUACUGCACGCCUUGCUAGCUUAAUGAAUCUUGGAAUGAGUUCUUCAUUGAAUCAACAAGGAUCUCAUAGUGCACUGUCUUCUGCUAGUGCAUCUUCCCAUGCCUUACAGUCUAUAUUUAACAUUGGAAGUAGAGGCCCACUCUCUCUGUCUUCUCAGCACCGCGGAGAUGCAGAGCAGGCCACUAACAUUUUGGCCAGCUUUGGUCUGUCUGCUAGAGACUUAGAUGAACUGAGUCGUUACCCUGAGGACAAGAUCACUCCUGAAAACUUGCCUCAAAUACUUCUGCAACUUAAAAGGAGGAGAGCUGAAGAAGGCCCUUCACUGAGUUAUGGUAGAGAUGGCAGAUCAGCUGCACGGGAUCCACCAUACAGAGUUCCUAGGGAUGAUUGGGAAGAGAAAAGGCAUUUUAGAAGAGAUAGCUUUGAUGAUCGUGGUUCUAGUCUCAACCGAGUGGUUGACUAUGAUCAUGGAAGUCGUUCUCAAGAAUCUGUUUAUGACAGAAUGGAUUAUGAAGAUGACAGAUUAAGAGAUGGAGAAAGGUAUAGGGAUGACUCUUAUUAUGGCGAAACCUCGCAUAAGUAUCGUAAAUUUGACAGUGAGUAUGAGAGGCUGGGUCGUGGCCCUGAGAGAUCUCUCUUUGAGAAAAAGAGAGGUGCUCCUCCAGAUAGCAAUGUUGAAGACUUCCAUGGAUUCUUACCGAAGGUCUAUCCCCAUCUGUGCUCUAUCUGUGAUUUGCCUGUUCAUUCCAAUAAGGAGUGGAACCAGCAUAUCAAUGGAGCAACACACAGUCGACGCUGUCAACUUCUCCUGGAAAUAUAUCCUGAAUGGAACCCUGAAAGUGAUUCUGGACAUGGAAUGGGUGAUCCGUUUAUGUUGCAGUCAACAAAUCCUGCCCCGGGAAUUCUGGGGCCGCCACCGCCACCAUUUCAUCUGGGAGGGCCACCAGCUGGGUCAAGAGGGCCUGGAAAUGGAAGUAUGCAAGGACCAAGGCACCUGCAGAAAGGCAGAGUGGAAACAAGCAGAGUUGUGCACAUCAUGGAUUUUCAGAGAGGGAAAAACCUGAGAUAUCAGCUACUGCAACUUGUUGAACCAUUUGGAAUAAUUACAAAUCACCUAAUCUUGAACAAAAUUAAUGAAGCAUUCAUUGAAAUGUCUAAUACUGAAGAUGCACAAGCAGCAGUGGAGUAUUAUUCAGCAGCCCCAGCCUUAGUGUUCGGCAAACCCGUGAGAGUCCAUUUAUCGCAGAAAUAUAAAAGAAUAAAGAAACCAGAAGCGAAGCCUAACCAAAAAUUUGAGCCUCCAAAACAAGAACUUGGCCGUGUGAUCCAUCUCAGCAAUCUGCCACAUUCAGGAUAUUCUGACAAUGCUGUACUUAAACUAGCUGAGCCCUAUGGAAAAAUAAAGAAUUACAUACUGAUGAGAAUGAAGAGUCAGGCUUUCAUAGAAAUGGAGACCAGAGAAGAUGCUGAAGCAAUGAUGGAGCACUGUUCCAACAAAGCUCUUUGGUUCCAGGGAAGAUGUGUGAAAGUAGAUUUGUCUGAAAAAUACAAGAAACUAGUACUAAGGAUUCCCAACAAAGGAGUAGAUCUGUUGAAGAAAGAUAAAGCAAGAAAAAGAGGUCUUUCUCCCGAUAGUAAAGACUCUGGAAGUGAGAAAAAAUGUAAGACCGAAGAUAAUGACAAAAUGGAAAGCAAUAGCACUGAAGAUAAAGAAGAGAAGAAAGAUGAGGCAGAUACAAAGGACAAUGAUCAAGCAGACCAGGAGGAACCAAGUUUACUCCUUGAAUCUGAAGAUGAACUAUUAGUGGAUGAUGAGGAAGCAGCAGCAUUACUAGAGAGUGGAAGCUCAGCAGCAGAUGAUACAGAUGUAGCUAACUUGGGUGAUGUGGCUUCUGAACAAAAGGAGGGAGCUGGUGAUGAUGCUACUGCAAAACCUGAAGAAAAUGCUACAUCAACGGCAAAAAAACUCAAAAAGCGACAUGUAGGUGGAUUUCCAAGGAGCAUGGAAGGCUUUGUGACUUUAGAUGAAGUUGGUGAUGAAGAAUCUGCUGCAAAAACUGAUGGCAGCAUAACAGAAACUCAGACUGUAAACACAGAAGAAGGGCAGCAAGAAAAUGAGGCACUGGAAAAUGGUACUGAAAAUGAGAAUUUGAAGUCAGACCCAUCCAAGGUGACAGAUAGCACAGUGUCAGAAGAACAAGAUAAAAAAGAAAACACAGAAGAAAGUAAGACUGUCAGUGAAGCACAGGGCACUCCAGAUGAAAAUAGGAUUGGGCCAUAUCAGCCAAGUGUUCCUGUUGGUGUGAGCUAUGUGGUGCCCCGAACUGGAUUCUACUGCAAGUUGUGUUCCUUGUUCUACACCAAUGAAGAUGCUGCAAAAAAAGUCCACUGUAGCAGCCUUGCACAUUAUCAAAAGUUGAAGAAACACAUGGAGAAGGCUGAAGAUAAGAAACAGAAAAAAGAGACUUAAAUGCAAAAAAAAGAGGUUUGCCAAUUUAAGGAAAAAUGGUUUUAUUUUCACAUUUAAUCUCAAUACAGUAAAAUUGGGGAAACGCUAUACUACUUAGAUUUUAGUGGAAUAAAAUAGAAGUAUAAUUAUGUUAGUGUGUUUAAUGUUACAGCAAAAUCGGCAUUGUCAAAACGAUCUUUUUUAAAAAAAUGAGAAUGACAAUACAGCUUUUUGUGCUGAUUGAUGCUUGAAGCUAACAAGGGAAUGUGCAGCAUUCUGAAGAGUUAAGAAAGGAUUUCAUCAGCGUUAAUAUUUUCAGGCUUCAAAGAACAUCCCUUUAAACGUUGGUUCUGUUCAGUUCAAUAUAAGCAGUUAGUUUUUUCCCUCCUCUGGAACAUUCCAGUCUAUGUCCAUCUGACUUUCAUGAUUUCAUUUCACUUUUGAGGAUCUUUACUAAUUUUUGUGACUUUAAAAAAAAAAAGUGGAAAUGCUUUAUUUUAGUCUCAGUGUGUUUGGUAGCGAAUAGAAAAACUGAUAGUCAGCUUUAAAAAU
Molecule: messenger RNA, 6623 nt
Organism: Zootoca vivipara (common lizard)
Lineage: Eukaryota; Metazoa; Chordata; Lepidosauria; Squamata; Lacertidae
Source: RefSeq, a predicted model, not a curated record